Molecule: messenger RNA, 4760 nt
Organism: Pseudophryne corroboree (corroboree frog)
Lineage: Eukaryota; Metazoa; Chordata; Amphibia; Anura; Myobatrachidae
Gene: PPP6R3
Product: protein phosphatase 6 regulatory subunit 3
Exons: 26
Coding region: 764-3385 (873 amino acids)
Cellular component (GO): cytosol; nucleus
Molecular function (GO): protein phosphatase regulator activity; protein phosphatase binding
Source: RefSeq, a predicted model, not a curated record
AGCUGACACUCUGCAUGACGUCACGUUGUUACUAAGGCCUAGCAACUUAGCUGCGGCCGGGCCGGCUACACUGGGCCAUUGGCAGAGUUAAAGUUUGACUCCUCUGAGCAGCGACCAAUCACGCCGUGGUAUUAGAUGUAACGCAAUUUCGCUGACUGACAGCAGCGGCGCCCAAUCCGCGACCGUUUUCAAUGCACAACAAGGCGGGUAUUGUUGACGGGCGGCCGUCUCAGCCAGUCGCCGCUGAGCUUUGUAAGCUGAACCUCGGCUGCCUCGUCUGAUUGGCUGCGGGGGUCUCCUGAAGGAGGACGGGGAGGGCUGGAACAGUUGAUAUGUCCACCAUCUUGAAAAGUCGCCUAUAGUGCUGAGCAAUUUUCCCGCCUGACUGGAUUAGGUCGUUCCCCACUUCAGGCAGGAGAUUGCUCUGCAAAAGGUUCCUUUUAGAAAUUUCCUUUUUAAUGUAGUCCGGAUACCCUGUAAUGGGCCAGAAUUUGAAGAGACUAGGAGUUGUAUUAUUUUCUUAACACAUUCAUUUUAACAGGGACCCUGCUUUCUGUUGGAAUUUGAUGGACUAAUCUUUGCCUUCACCUGCCCCCGUUGAAUGAGAACCCCCUAAUGUCAUCUUGCAUCGGAGAAACAUUCUGACAUUUCACAGUAACAUGUUUGCAGCAGUACGAGUCUUAUUUAUUUGUCCACUUUUCAUUUUCUUAUUACUUUUUUUUUUCCCUUCAUGUCUGUAAAAAGCUGAUGCCUCAAUACAAGUAUGUUUUGGAAGUUCGACCUGCAUUCUUCAUCUCACAUAGACACCCUCUUAGAAAGAGAUGAGGUGACCCUAAAGGAACUGAUGGAUGAGGAGGAUAUACUGCAAGAAUGCAAGGCUCAGAAUCGUAAGCUUGUGGAGUUUUUAUUAAAAUCUGAAUGCUUGGAAGAUUUAGUGACUUUCAUCACAGAGGAACCACCUCAAGAUAUGGAUGAGAAGAUUCGUUACAAGUACCCCAAUUUAUCUUGUGAGUUACUGACUUCAGAUGUGUCGCAGAUAAACGACAGGCUAGGAGAAGAUGAAUCUUUACUCAAAAGACUUUACGGCUUUCUUUUAAAUGAUUCACCAUUGAAUCCACUGCUUGCCAGUUUCUUCAGCAAAGUGUUGAGCAUUUUAAUCAGCCGGAAACCAGAACAGAUUGUAGCAUUUUUAAAGAAAAAAGAUGAUUUUGUCGACUUGAUAAUAAAACACAUAGGAACCUCUGCAAUUAUGGAUUUGCUGCUAAGACUUCUCACAUGCAUUGAGCCACCACAGCUAAGACAAGAUGUCCUAAAUUGGCUAAAUGAAGAGAAGAUAAUCCAGAGACUUGUGGAGUUAGUUCACCCCUCUCAGGAUGAAGAUAGACAUUCAAAUGCAUCACAGUCCCUUUGUGAGAUCAUACGUCUGAGCAGAGAUCAGAUGUUACAAGUACAGAACAGCUCAGAACCAGACCCGCUCCUUGCUACACUAGAAAAGCAAGAAAUUCUAGAACAGCUGUUAUCAAAUAUAUUUUUGAAAGAGAAGAAUGAAUCUGCAAUUGUCAGUGCAAUCCAAAUACUGCUUACUCUGCUAGAGACCCGUCGACCAGCGUUUGAAGGGCACAUAGACCUUUGUCCUCCUGGCAUCAACCAUUCUGUUUUUUCAGUAAACAAAACCGUUUUGACUGCUAUUCAGGAAAAGCUUCCAUCCUUUCACCAGCUACUUCUGGACCCUCCAAAAACUGAUGUCAUGAAGACAACAUGGGGAAUACUAGAUCCACCUGUAGGAAAUACUCGGUUAAAUGUGAUCAGACUAAUAGCAAGUCUUCUGCAGACGAAUACACACAGUAUUAAUGUGGAGUUAAUAGAGCUGAACACUGUAGGAGUUAUCUUGGACAUGUUUUUCAAAUACACGUGGAACAACUUCCUUCACACGCAAGUAGAAAUCUGCAUUGCAUUGAUUCUUGCUAGUCCUGGUGAGAGUACGGAUAGCACGAUUAAUGAGCAGAACGUUUCAGGGGAUCAUAUCUUAUUAAAACACCUGUUCUUGAAAUGCCACUUAAUAGACCGAAUACUUGAAGCAUGGUCCUUGAAUGAAAAAAGACAGUCUGAAGGAGGACAGCGGUACGGAUACAUGGGCCACUUAACGAGAAUCGCAAACUGUAUAGUGCACAGCAUUGAAAAGGGGCCAAACAGUACACUAGCACAUCAACUUAUUAAAGAACUGCCAACUGAAGCUCAGGAAAAAUGGGAGACCUUCUGCACAAGUUCCUUAGGAGAAACCAACAAGAGGAACACAGUAGAUCUACUAACAACACGACACAUCCACUCCUCAAGUGAUGAUGAGAUCGAGUUCAAAGAGCCAGGAUUCUCGCAAGAUUCUUCCAUACAGCAGGCCUUUUCUGAUUAUCAGAUGCAACAAAUGACGUCCAAUUUUAUUGACCAGUUUGGCUUCAACGAUGAGAAGUUUGCUGACCAGGAUGACAUUGGGAAUGUGUCGUUUGACCGUGUCUCAGACAUUAACUUCUCUCUCAAUGCAAAUGAGAGCGCAAAUAUAGCUUUGUUUGAAGCAUGCUGUAAGGAAAGGAUACAGCAGUUUGAUGAUGGUGGGUCAGACGAGGAAGAUAUUUGGGAGGAGAAAAAUCUUGCCUUCACACAGGAUACGCAAAGAAGAUCCAGCUCAGGAAGCACAGACAGUGAAGAGAGCACAGAUUCUGAGGAGGAGGACUCUGUUAAACAGGGAUUAUUCGAAUCAAGCACAGCCAACCAAGAAGACAAAAUGGAGGUGGACGCCAAUGAAGCAAGCAAUUGGCCAGCAAGCUUUGAUGUCCCAAUGGAAACUGCACACGUAGCCAACAUGGAUUCCGUGGGAUCUGAUGUGUGGAGCACAGAUGAGCCACUGUCCUCAAAAGAAACUGGCUGGGCGUCAUUUACAGAAAUCACAUCCUCUAUCAGUGCAAAGGACACUGCAAGAAGUAACUCUCCUGUUGAAAUGGAAACCAGCACUGAACCAAUGGAUCCACUGAGUGUUAAUGCAUCGGCACAAACUGAAAUUACUGUUGCAAUGGAUGCCAGCUCUGAUGGAGAAGAGGAGGUGGAGAACACUGAUCAGAUGACAGAAACUGUGAUGAAUGGCAGUAUGAAGGAAACUCUCAGCCUUACCGUAGAUGCAAAAACAGAAACUGCAGUCUUUAAAAGAGUGUUGAAAUCCUAUUGUGAGGAAGGGAAAUUGUCUACCUCUAAUGACUCUGCCUGUAAAUAUGUUGUGGAGAACUGCGAUUCUUCUAUGGAAAAUCCACCAGUUUUACAGCCAAACAGUAGCAGCCAAGAACAGAAGACGCCUGAGCAGAUUGUUUUGGAUGGCGCUUCAACAAAUGGCCCAGUAUGAUGUGUGAUGCCUACUGCUAGUUGAAGAUCGCAAACUAAUAUCCAUUUGGGAUUUUAAGUGGUGUUACUUGAGGAUUCGGGCAAAAGCCCGCUGACGCCAGUCACUGCUGCACUAACUUUGCAAGGGAUCAGGACCAGCAACAUUUUAUUUUAUUUUUCUUAGAUUUUAAGGUGUUGUACAGACUUGAAAGUGUAAAAAUAUUGCACAUUGAGAAAUAAGACUUUUUGUGUAUGUUUAUAUUGUAUUGUAUUCUAAACAAAACUGGUGCCCAAUGAAAUAAGAACUCACCACUUCAGUAAUAGUAAUACUAUGGUUAAAAUGGUUGUAAAAAUAGUUUUUAUAAAGUGUAUACACAACAAAAAUCUAAUGUAUUUGAAAAGCAUAACUAUUUGACAAUUCAUGUGACCAAAGUAUUUACCAGUUCAUGCAUUUUUUCCCCCACUUUGUACAAUAGUCCUUUUUUUUUUCUUUUCUUUUUUUUCUCUUUCUAACAGAACUAUUCUUUUGACAAAAUCUUCCUGUAAAUGUUCUAUUUGUAUUUAGGUUACCAAAAGUGAUUCAGACAUUGAUAUUUUUGUUCCAGUGUUCCUAAUUUGCAGCAAGUUUCUCCUAGCUGUUGCAAUUCAAAUCAAAUGUCUAUUGGUAGAGAUUUAAGUAUUUAUUACUACAGUUCUGGCAAAUUGUUAAUGUAAAGCCAUACACUCUCUUUUAGUCUUGUUUCAGUAGCAGGUGAUGAUCUUAACUAUAAGAACUAGUCUCCUGCAAAUUUUUACCCAUUUAGAAGUUUAUUUUAAUGCACAUUAGGAAAUGUUUUUUUGUUUUUUGUUUUUUUGUUUUAAAGUCCUAAAUAAAAUGCUUGUCCUCUUGGGGACAACAGGGCAGGUAUUUUAUGGUGAAUUUUGUACUUUAUAAUAUCCAAAUCCAUUUUAAAUUUGCAUGUCAGCUCUUUCUGUGCCGAUCUGUGAAUUAUUUUUAUAUUACAAGUUCAAAACCAGCUUGUUUUUGUUUUGUUUUUUUGUUUUGUUUUUUUUGUCUACAACUGGUUUGUACAUAGGUAGUGAUUAUGAAAGCUAAUUCUAUGUAAUUUAUAAUGUUUCUAUAUUCCUGUAAACUCCAGUCCGCCUUCUUGAAGCAGGAAAAAGCAAUGUGAUGUUGCCAGUCUUGAUACAAGGGUUGUCCACCUCUUACAAUUUUUUUGUAGAUGUAAAUCUGUCUAAUUUCAUGAAUAGAUUCUUAUGGUUUGAGAGACCUCUCCUAGACAGGUAUUUUGAGGGAGAAAUUAAUCUCUAGACUGAGCCCAAGAGUUUUUAGGCGUAGUCUCCCAUGCAACGUGCCUAAGCAUUACAUUGCAUACUACAAUAAAAAGGAAAAUAUA